Molecule: messenger RNA, 3236 nt
Organism: Haemorhous mexicanus (house finch)
Lineage: Eukaryota; Metazoa; Chordata; Aves; Passeriformes; Fringillidae
Gene: FUCA2
Product: alpha-L-fucosidase 2
Exons: 7
Coding region: 1986-3122 (378 amino acids)
Biological process (GO): glycoside catabolic process; fucose metabolic process
Cellular component (GO): lysosome
Molecular function (GO): alpha-L-fucosidase activity
Source: RefSeq, a predicted model, not a curated record
CUGGGGAAGCAGCGCUCGGGGCAGGCGGGGAUGGUGUGGUGUCCCCCGGUACAGCGGUGGUUUGGGUUGGAGCCCCUCUGCAGGCUGACCGUGGAGCUCCGGUGUGUGGGAAGAGCUCUGUGUCCACCCGAGGUCACAGACUCCAUGGCCCAGUUUGCAGAGGAGGUGGAGUUUGAGGUGCUUCUGGUGUGUCUGAGCCCCCGUCUGCCCAGCCCCAAAACUCCCCAAUAUCUGGGCUGAAGUGACUAAAUCAAGCAGAGAGCUGGUAGAGCUGGGAGAAGGGCCUUGCGGCACAACAGUGUUGGUGAGAGGUGGUUGGUGGAGUGGCCGAAAGGGACCUCUCCCCUGAAGGGAUGGGUGAAGGGGGUCUCCCUUGUGGGGACAGGCGUUUGGCAUCUGCCAGCCUCUGGAGCAGCCUUGUGCACCUGCUGGAGCACCGUGGGGAGCGCAGGAGCCCAUUGCUACCCUUACCUGGCAAGCAGCCUUGCUGUUUUCUUGUGCACAUUUUGUGCUGCUGAUGGUUUUCUUCUCCUUUGUUUACUGUUAUUACUAUCAUUUAAAAGUGCUUUGCACUUAAGAGAACCUAAAACUCUGUUCCUGCAGAUAAUUUUACUUGAAAGGCUCAAUGAAAUCUUUGUUCUGUGAGUGUUGACUGGUUCAGGCCCUUUAGCUGUAAGCAUGUUUUUGCUGUCACCUUUCCAUGCUCUACCAAGUACUUCCUGUGAGACUUCAAGUGAGACACAUUAUUAUUUACAAUAUGAAGAUAAGAGUAGCUUUGUGGCAGAGCUAUGGUGAACCUUAAUUACUAUAUUUGCAAAACAAGCCAACAUAUAUCUAAUCAAAUCAGUGUUUUCUGACACCUGUUCUUUUCGGAAUCAUGUUCAAGCAUUUCAGCAGGUUUUUAAUGCAGAUUGCAUUUACUAAUAAAUUACUUUUAGAGAGGUGGGACAGAACUAGGUUUGUGUUCAAGCCUCAGUCAGAGUGCUGCACUCUGAUAGUGCUGAGCAGGCUCAGGAUGGAGCCUGCUCAGGAUGGAGCCUUUUUGACCCCAAAACUCUAAUUGCUUUUUAUAUUCCUGUGUUCUCCUAUCCCAUGGCAGGUGUGGGUCUAGAGCUGCUUCAGGGCUUUCUGACAGCUUGUGCAGUCAGAUGACUGAGGUCCUGCAUUAGCAGUGUCAAAUGGAAGGUCACAAACUGUUAUCACCCAUCCUGUGUGCCUUCCCUCAGAGCUCCACAGCCUUGGUAAGGAUGUUUCUAGAAUCUAAUCCUGUCAGCAUGGAAGUGUUCAUGUUAUCAAACCAUGUGACUAUGGGAGAGAAGCAAGGUUGUUACUCUUUAAUUUAAGAAAUUACAUACUUUGAAAUCAGAGGGGUUUUUUGUUUGUUUUUAUUUUUAAAAAUUUGUUUGUUUUGCUUUAUUGUUGUUAUUUCCUCUGCCCCUGGCUCUUUCAAUGAGGAAAGCUGUCUCAGCCUCUUUCUUCUAAGGUUUUUUUCUCCCUGUUGGCUGCCAGAGAUUGUGUUGGUUUAUGCUAAAGUGUUUUUGGGAAGGUUACAACAAUAUUCACACUGUGGUCUCAGAGAACUGAGGUCAGAGUCCAGCUCAGGACAGGAGAGAGAAAUUAAUUUCAAACAUUCAAAUUCUGGCCUGUUUUAUUCCUUCACUUGCAAUAUAUUUUCAUAUAAGUCUAAACUUGACAAGCGGGUUUUUUGCUGCUUGGUUUCAUUCAUAGAAACGUGACAGAAGUGCAUUUGUGAGUGUGUGGUGUUCUUGCAGGGGCAGGUUUUGGAUGGAGGACGUGCCUUCUUCUAGCAGGGUGCCUUUGCUUGCAGGCCUUGGGUGUGCAGAGUCUGCAGUGACCUGGUCACAGCUCUCUCUGGCCCUGGGGCUGUGGACAUUGGGUCACUCAGCUGCAGUUGUGUAGAGGGCUUGGGACUGUCAGAGAGGUGGUACUGGCAGAAGGAAAAGAGAGAGCCCUAUGUGAAAUUUAUGGAUGCAAAUUACCCACCUGGCUUCAGCUAUGAAGAUUUUGGUCCUCUGUUUACAGCAGAAUUCUUUGAUCCCAACCAGUGGGCAGAUAUUCUGAAGGCUUCAGGUGCAAAAUACGUUGUCUUAACUUCAAAACAUCAUGAGGGCUUUACUUUGUGGGGGUCCAAAUAUUCUUGGAACUGGAAUGCUGUUGAUGUGGGACCAAAGCGAGAUCUUGUUGGUGAACUAGCAACAUCUGUUAGAAACAGGACUGAUUUGCAUUUUGGGUUAUACCAUUCCCUGUUUGAAUGGUUCAAUCCUCUCUUCCUUGAGGAUGCCACCAAUGCCUUUAACACAAGCAAGUUUCCCACCAGCAAAUCAUUACCAGAACUCUAUGAAAUUGUGACCAAGUACCAGCCAGAAAUAAUUUGGUCUGAUGGGGAUGGAAAUGCUCCAGAUACUUACUGGAACAGCACCGGUUUCUUGGCUUGGCUGUAUAAUGACAGCCCGGUCCGGGACACAGUGGUGACCAAUGACCGCUGGGGAGCUGGCAGCAUCUGUGCCCAUGGCGGCUACUACACGUGCAGCGACCGCUACAACCCCGGGCACCUCCUGCCCCACAAGUGGGAGAACUGCAUGACCAUCGACCGCAGCUCCUGGGGCUACCGCCGGGACGCCCGGCUCCGGGACUACCUCUCCAUCGAGGACUUGGUGAAGCAACUUGCAGAAACAGUGUCUUGUGGAGGAAAUCUCCUGAUGAACAUCGGGCCCACCCACGACGGUCGCAUCGCUGUUGUGUUUGAGGAGCGCCUGAGGCAGGUGGGCUCUUGGCUGCAGGUCAAUGGAGAGGCCAUCUAUGGAACGAAACCAUGGAGAGCACAGAAUGACACUGUCACACCUGGAGUCUGGUACACUUUCACCCCUAAAGAAGGGAAAGUCAAUGCUAUCUUCCUUAACUGGCCAGUCUCUGGGAUUCUGGAACUUGGUGAGCCACGGACUAAGCCUGGAGAAACGCAGGUGAAGCUGGCUGGAUACAGGGAACUGCUGAAAUGGGUUGCCCUGGGAGAAAAGGGAAUGGUUAUUGCUCUACCUCAAUUGACUCCUCAGCAAAUGCCAUGUCAGUGGGGCUGGACCUUACAACUGACUGAUGUAGACUGAGCCAUACUCUGCUGGAGCCCUGGCUAGCAGGGAGUGCUGAUGCUUUGCUCUUUCUUAUCACUGGUUUUAACCUUGUUUGACUGAGAAAGACCAAUAAAUUCACUUUUUCUAUGA